AUAUGGUUAAAACCAUAAUCCCAUUUAAAAUACGACAUUGAAAACAGGAUCAAGUUAUAGUGGAAUACAUUUUGAUCAGUGUGAAGAUGUACUCAGUGAUGUUGCUGGUCCCUCCUUGAUUCUGCUCCUGUCUUACUGGAGUUGGAUGCAAAACAAGUCAUGAUGGCAGUGUGCAAUUUGGAUGGGAUGUUACUUUGAACCGUUCACUGGCAGCUGGAAGAAAAAACAAAAACAUUGCAAAAAACAAAGCCUUGUGAUUUUGAAUAUUGAUUCAGGAAGCAAAUUUAAAAUGAAAAAUAAAACCAACCAGGGUCCCAGAGUAGCUUGGGCAGCUUUGAAACAGGCAAAGAGUUCGGAGAAAACAAUGCUCUACAAGAAUGUGAAGCUGCCUGCACGACCAAUGACCAUGACGACCAUCGUGCACGAUGUCACGGAGGCGGUGUGUCUGUCCGAAGCCCACAACAUGUACCUCAAGCCCAUCGCCAAGAUGACCAUCAGUGUAGCGCUGCCUCAGCUCAAGCUGCCGGGCAAAAGCAUCUCCAACUGGGAGGUGAUGGAGAGGGUCAAGGCCAUGGUGGCUCCCGAUCAGUUUUCAGGCCUGCGGAUCUCCAAGAGCACCAUGGACUUCAUCCGCUUUGAGGGUGAAGUGGAGAACAAAAUGGUGGUGAAGAGCAUCUUGACUCGCUUGGAUGGGAAGACCAUCAAACUCAGUGGAUUUACUGAUGUAUUGAAGGUUCGAGCUGUUGAGAAUAAAAUGGACUUUCCUACGAGGCAUGACUGGGACUCCUUUUUUCGAGAUGCUAAGGACAUGAAUGAGACCUUGCCGGGGGAGAGGCCUGACACCAUUCACCUGGAAGGCCUCCCCUGUCGGUGGUUCAGCCAGAAAGACAGUCAGUUCCCAGAUCGCCCCUCUGAAGAGGUCCUCAGUGCUGUGUUUGAAGCUUUUGGCAAGGUGAGGAACGUGGACAUCCCGAUGUUGGACCCAUACAGGGAGGAGAUGCUGGACAAGAACUUCAACACCUUUAGCUUCGGUGGCCACCUGAACUUCGAGGCUUAUGUGCAGUACCAGGAGUACGGCGGCUUCACCAAGGCCAUGGACACACUCCGCGGCAUGAAGCUGAUGCUGAAAGGAGACGAUGGAAAAGCUGUUGCCUGUAACAUUAAGGUGACCUUUGACCGCAGCAAGCAUCUGAGCGAGUCGGCGUUGAAGAAGAGGAGUCUGGAGAGGCAGAAGUUACAGGAGCUGGAGAGACUGAGGGAGGAGAAGAAGCGGCAAGAAAAAGAGGAGGAGGAGCGUCGCAAAGAAGAUGAGAGGAAACAGAAGGAGCAGGAAGAGGAGGAAAAAGAGAGGAAGAAGGAGGAGCGAAUACGAAAGCGGGAGCAAAAGGUCAUUGAGCGGGAGGAGAGGAAGAACCUCAAGAAAGUGAGGAAACAGCAGGAGGAGGAGCAGAAGAAGCUCCAGAUGAAAAUUGCCAUGGAGGAAAGGCGGCUCCUGCUGGCUCAGCGGAACCUCGAGUCGAUACGACUUGUGGCAGAGCUGCUAACCAGAGCGAAGGCACUCAAGCAGAAGCAGCAGGAGAAGGAGCGGGCCCAACGGGAGAAACUGGAGCAGCAGGAGCAGCUGCGGCAGAAGGAAGAGUUGGCCCGCCUCCAUGAGCUGGAAGCCUGCCGCCGCAAACAGGAGGAGGAGCUCCGCAGGGUGGAGCUGGACAAGCAGCGGGCACUGGAGCUGCAGCACAGAGAGAAGGAGCUCCGAGAUCGACUCCUCAACAAUUUGCUGAAGAAGAACGUAGAUCAAACCGCAGAUCCUCCUGUCGCCCAGGAGCAGACUUGUCCAAGUACCAAAGAGACGACCGAUCCCAGCAACGUGUCAACACAAGGGUCGACCUUAAACCGUGGGGAGAAGGUGGAUAGCAAGGAGAAGGAGGUAAAUAAAGGGAAAACCGAAGAGGUGAAGAAGAAGACUGUGAAGGAGCCAGCAGUGAAGAGCAGCACCAGCCAAGAAAGAACAAGAGACAAGGAGUCUUCACGCCGAGAGAGAAGGUCCCACAGUCGGGACAAGAGGAGGCGGGCGAGCAGGAGCAACAGCAGCAGCGACAGGAGGAGGAUAAGAAGGAGGAGCAGUAGUCGGCAUCGGACCUCCAGCCGCUACAGGAGUAGGAACUACGGCGGCAGGAGGAGAAGCCACAGCAGCAGGACCUCGACCUCCAGCCGAGAGAGGAGCAGGAGCAGCAGUGGGAGGAGUGGCAGCCGGGGGUGGAGCCACAGGCGCGGCCGUCGCAGAUACAGCCGCAGCAGCUCCAGGAGCAGCAGGGAGAGAAGGAGUCACAGUCGUGACAGAUACAAGAGGCGCAGCAGCAGCAGACACAGGAGUCACUCCAGGAGACGCUACUCUCGCUACUGACUCCUGACCCACACCACAAGCGUGAUCCCUCACAGUGUAGUUUUAUGAUUUCUGUUUUUUUUAUGAAUGAGUUUGUCCAAAAUACGAUCGGUUGUAAAUGUUGUAAAGAACAUUAGAGUUGAAAUCCUGCUGCACCUGUACAACCCAGUUGGUGGGCGACUGGAACCAGUUCUCAUGGCUGACCCUGGAGUCAGAGAGGUGGCGGCGUGUGCGCGCUCUGCCUGCAUUUGCUCCCCAGUGGCUGCUAAAGUGAAUGGCUUCAACAGAAUCCUUCAGUUUACAGAAAGCUGCAUUUCUGACUUGAAUUUUAAUCUGAUUGUCGUGCACACUUGCUUUGUCUUGGCCUUCUUGACAGGAUUUUCUCGCUGGCCUCAUGUGGACAACAUUUAAAGCUGUCUCAAACCUCACACUUCUUUUUUUUUUUUGUUGUUUUAUCAACUCGUGUUGUCACAUUAGGCUCCUGAUGUGUUCUUAAGAAGCGCCACACAUUAAAAUGUCCAUACUUGAUGUUCUAAUUCCUUUUUUUUGUUUUGUUUCUCCCUGUCAGUCAACGGUGUAAAAGUGCAAAAAUGGUUUGGAUUUUCAGGAACCACCCGAUAAACGU
Messenger RNA from Synchiropus splendidus (mandarinfish), 3008 nucleotides. It is a transcript of the gene akap17a, whose product is annotated as A kinase (PRKA) anchor protein 17A. Lineage: Eukaryota; Metazoa; Chordata; Actinopteri; Syngnathiformes; Callionymidae. The record is from RefSeq and is a predicted model, not a curated record. Gene Ontology annotation, molecular function: nucleic acid binding. The transcript has 7 exons. Bases 182 to 2404 code for a protein of 740 amino acids.